AUGGACAAGAUCCAGCGGACGAUCAACGACAUCCGAACGGACACCAACGAGCUCACGGCCAGGACGGAGGACCCCCUGCGGACGUUCGCCAGAGCCGCGCGGGGGGCCCCUUCGCCCUGCUACUAUCAGUCAAACCACAACUCCGCAAGCAGCGCCCCGGCGUGUCCGGCCGAUCUCGACCGCGACCGCGCCCUCACCGUGAAGGUGGGUGAUCCCGCCAUGGCCCGGGACCUGCGCCGGCUCACGAACGAGGACCUAGUCAAGCGCGCUGAGAAACACCGCCGGCUGGCGGCUAUCACGGCCGUCCGACCGACCCUGGCCUCUAUCCAGUUCGUCGCGGCGAAAAUUCUGCGGUCAGGUGACCCGCGGCUCUUCCUCCGCAACGCCAAGGAAGUGGAGAUCGCGCGGACACACCGGGACACCUAG
Molecule: messenger RNA, 426 nt
Organism: Aspergillus pseudonomiae
Lineage: Eukaryota; Fungi; Ascomycota; Eurotiomycetes; Eurotiales; Aspergillaceae
Exons: 1
Coding region: 1-426 (141 amino acids)
Source: RefSeq, a predicted model, not a curated record